This is a messenger RNA of Anneissia japonica, 7113 nucleotides long. RefSeq names its product serine/threonine-protein kinase Nek11-like. The coding region runs from base 120 to 2186 and encodes 688 amino acids. Gene Ontology annotation, molecular function: ATP binding; protein kinase activity. The record is from RefSeq and is a predicted model, not a curated record. NCBI's taxonomy places the organism in Eukaryota, Metazoa, Echinodermata, Crinoidea, Comatulida, Comatulidae. The transcript is spliced from 14 exons. Gene Ontology annotation, biological process: protein phosphorylation.
GUUUGUUUGUAUUUUUUUUGAAGCUGGAUAACCGUAGCCUAGCUAGCUAGCUAGCUGGAGUCUCCGACUACUAGGCCAAUUUAAAAGUGGCACUGCUAUUAUAGAUUAAAUGCUUUACCAUGCCGCCGGCAAGGGGAGUCAAGAAGCCCAAGGAGGACAAAAGCGACCACCGUGUGCUGGCCAACAGGUACAGAGUAGAGAAGAAGCUUGGCAGUGGCAGUUUUGGUACAGCAUUCCUUGUGUAUGAUAUGAGAGCAAAUAAAACAAGAGGAGAUGAAGAAUGGAAAGUUCUGAAGGAGAUUCCUUGUGGAGAACUAGCCCCAGAUGAGACAGUAGGUGCAAUGCAUGAGGCUAAGCUAUUAUCACGACUACAACACCCAAAUAUUGUUAGAUAUUAUGACAGCUUUCUGGAUGGAGAAUUCUUCUGCAUUAUUACGGAGUAUUGUGAGGGUGGAGACCUGAGUGACAAGAUUACAGCAUGGAAGAAAGCUGGCAAGCGCUUUGACCAAGGGGUUGUUAUGGACUGGUUUGUGCAGCUAGUCCUGGCUGUUCAACAUAUGCAUAAACGGAAAGUGCUCCACCGAGAUCUGAAGACAUCCAACAUCUUUUUAAAGAAUAACAUGAUUAAAAUUGGGGAUUUUGGUAUAUCACGCGUAUUGAUGGGGACAACUGACUAUGCAAGCACAUUUAUCGGAACACCUUACUACAUGAGCCCAGAAGUACUCAAACAUGAGGGAUAUAACUCCAAAUCAGAUUUAUGGUCUGUUGCUUGUAUACUAUAUGAGAUCUGUGCUUUGCAACAUGCAUUUGAAGGCCAGUCCUUAAUGGGUAUCAUGUAUAAGAUAGUUGAAGGCAACAAGCCGGAGAUACCCGAUGCAUAUCAUCAGAAUCUACGUCAACUUAUACAAAGGUUACUAGAAAAAGAUCCUUCCAAGAGACCAUCUGCAACCGAAAUCACUAAAAUAGACUUUGUAGCACGACAUAUAGAGAAAAUGAAAAACAAGAUUGCAGAGUUCAAGGAACAUAAAGAUGACCUCCAGAGUCAGAAAACUGAUGCGGAUGAUAUUGCCAGGAUGUUACGAGAAAAGACCCACCUUGAAGAUCUACAAAAUGAAAGCCUACAGAGGAAACAGGCAGAACUUAAGCACAUGACACCCAGAGAGCGAAUGAGAUUGAAGAAAAUGCAAAAAGCGGAUGAAAAAGCAAAACUUCUAAGUUAUGAAGCUCGGAAAAAUCUAGCUGACAACGUCCAAAGAAAGACCCAAAUUCAAGAGGAUAUGGGUACAAUAAAACCACCGGUUUGGCAAGGAGGUACCUCAAAGCGUAUACCGUGGGUUGUAGAUAACCCUGACGUGUACAAUGACCCAGCAUUCCGAGCCAAUCUUCCUCCCAGCACUCCUGAUAUCUCUGAUUACCAUGCAGACGACGAAUACUACGCUAACACCGACACAGGCCAUUAUUUCGAUAGAGAAGAAAUUGGAACCAUAAGACAAGCUCCGCAACAGACUCUAAGUAUAAAUUCAUCAUAUGAUGAUCGUCCAAUCACGCCAAUGAAAAAAAAUUCCAUCGACUUUGAUGAUCCAAAUAUCUCGAUGGCAGCGCCACCAGGUGUUAAAUUGCUUCCAAAGAAGAAAUCCGUUGAAAACGGCAACAAGAAUAAUUCGCACGAAUCAAGUAAUCUUUCCGCGGAAAACAAGCCUAAAGAGCAGGUAAUUCCACAGGAAAUUUUAAACCAGAUACCGGAGGAUGCUGAUGCCGCUGACACGUUCUACUCUCAGCAUGAGGAAUUUGAAUCUGAUUCGGAUGUUGAUGAAGAUGAAGACGACGACCAAGAGGAUGAUUGUGGUGCGUUGAUGAAUUGUCUGCAGAGUGCUCUAGACUCAACUGUACAAGAUAACAAUGCUACAAUCACUGAUGACACGGUUGGAGUUUUCUCACCAGCAGUGCGUACCACCAAAAUCAAGAAUCUAAGAAUAGAAUGUGAAAAGAAAUUAGGGAAAGAUGCAUUCCGGAAAGCAUACGCAUUCCUAAAGGACGCAAGAUUUGGUGACAAGAAAGGCGGCAUGGCAACAUUGGAUGAGAAUGCGAUCAUGAAGGGUCUUCGACAGUUUGUCCGUAACCCUAGUGACUGCUUCCUCGUUGAUCAGCUUCUGUUUUUGGAGGAACAAGCUAAGAUGAUGAAGUGAUGAUUUGGUAAAUUCUUCAUAAAAUUUAAUUUAUACAAAAUGGAGGCAGAGUUACUAUAAUGCUAAAUCUACUGUAUAGCAUUUGGUCUUCAAAAAAGUGUAAUGUAAGAAACAAAAUGGUUGUUCCUGUAGUGCAAACAUUUAAUUCUAGUUAACAGGGGUUGCACCAGUGGGUGGGCCAGGGACAGGAACACCUGGCCCAUCCGUUGGGAGUUGCAGAAAAAUUUUGUCGGUUUAAAUUUAAAUUAGAAUCAUUUUUUAAGCCAGAUACAACUGGCCUGAGAGUUUUCGGCCAAUAGAGGGCUGAGGUGGAUGUGGACCAUCUGCUGAAGAAUGAUAGAGAGUGUCUGGGAAAUGCUGUCUAGUUACAGUAGAAUACUGGAGUGUGCAUAUGACUGUUCAACUUUCCAAUGUACUUGGCUUUUUGCUUUUAAACAGCAUGUGCGAUGGAAGUUUCAUUUAUAAGCAAAACCACCUUGACGUAAUGCUAACCACCAAACCAUAUUUUUUGCCAGUGUUGAACCCAGGAUUCUUGGCCAACACCGUAUCCACACAUGCAUCCCAAAUCGCCUGCAUAUCACCUGCAAGUUGCAUGAGACUUUCAGGGAAACCAGCAGUCUUGUGCACACAAUUAAAACCCUUCUGCAAUUAACCAACAUCUCGCAAUUUGGCUAGUCAUAGGUGUCACUGUCUCUAGCAAGGUACAAUAAGAUGGUUCUCAAACUUUUUGGCAGACCAAACAGACGUUCAGUCAUUUUUUUAUGACCAACUUAACUGGGAUAUUAAAAACCAGAAACUCAAAAUGGGUCAUUAACUGGUAAACAAAAUUGAAGUAAAAUGUUCAUAUGAUACUUAGAAUUUGCUUUCUGUGCUAGAGUAUAUUUUAGCAUGAUAUAAAAUUCGAUUUUUGAAAAACCAUGUUCAGAAAGCUCAUUAAACUACUUCUCCCUGUAGUAGCUCUUCCCAACUUGUGAUCCAUGUUCACCAAGCCUUAGUUUCACACUACCCUCUGUCAUUUAUAUAAUUUUUUCUUUCAUGCCCUUAGUCUUUCAUGACAAUUUCUCCAAAGUUUUUUUUUUAUCAAAUUGCCAACUUACAAAGAAUGUUUUACUAGUCAUUUUAAUGCUUGUCUUUUUAAAGUUUAUUUUGGGUAUUGGUUAUUAACCACUUAAUAACAUGUAGAUAGAACUAUGCACAAUUUUGAUUUGAAAUUCGAUAAGCCUGGUAAUAGGCAAACAACUGAUAAAUAUAAAUCUAUGGCCCUAUGUUAUUUAUACCAUUCUGUAUCAAUGUGACAUUGUGAUACAGCUAAUCGUAUUUUUUAAUACAUGGCUACAGACGUACAAUAUUACAAUUUGUCUGUGUUAAAAAAAAUCUUCAAGAAUGGUAUACUUUCAUUUUCAAAUUGAUGUGUACACUUAACCAGUGGUUUUUGAGAAACAAAUUUACGUCAUUUAUUUUUCAGUGUCUAGUACGUACUGCAGGUCUCCCACCAAUUAGAGACCACUUUUCGGACCGGAGUUUUCACUGUCUUUAGCAUCUUUGGUCUCUAAGUAAGAUAAAAAAGAUAAAAGACAUUUGUUAAUUUGUGACCACAGAAAAGUGGUCUUUAAUUGGAGGUGGUUUUUAGUUGGGGGUCUUUAAUUGGAGGGAGAUCUGUAUAUGUUAAGGGCAGCAUUUAAGCCUUGAUGAUCAGUGACUGCCAAAUAUUUUUUUAGGAUUUUAAAAUCUGAGAAUUACUGAAGAUUGUUGACAUUCAACACGGUGAAUUGUAAUGAAAUAAAAUUAUGUACAUGGUUUUUAAUUUUUAUUUGGAAUAAAUUCCAAAUAUUUAAUGCAAAAAAAAUUUGACAGAAGCUGCAUCCAGCAUCCCUCUUUUUACACGCUGAUUCAGUUUUUAUUGGUUCGGUAGGCCUCCUGAUCCGAAAAUUUGGAUUCGGUGUGAAUGCCCCUUAAUAGCAGUAGAUUUUCCAUCUUGUGAUAUUAUUGUAUAUGUAUUUAAAAUAAAACAUAUGUAAGAUUUCCAAAGAAGAAUGUAGGAAAGAAACAAAGUAGACAAAUCUGCUUGGUGGAAGCUGGAGAAACCUAAAUAAUUUUCGUCUAUUAGGCACGUUGCACCAGCAACCAAGAGUCGAUGCACUUUUUGUGGGAUGAUGGCGACAGUUAAUUAUUAGGGCUUUCGAUUUUCAAUGAUGUAGAAUAUACUGUAAUGAGAUCAUGUUAGUUUAACUGCGCAUUUCUGAACACUCCUGAAAUCUAAAACAGUGUUUCAAGGACUGUGCUGUAUUAAACAUUAUUGCAUCGGUCUUUGUGUUCGUAACAUCUCCGCAUGUGCUUUGUAAGGAAUCAAAAUGGAGUUACUUUAGAACGAAAAAGACCUCUGUCAUGCAUGAGUGAAUAUGUUUCGCAUUCCAGUACUCCCUAUAAGCCCAUUCCAUAUCUUGGGCUAUAAUUCUGAAAUUUGUUUUUUUCACCCAAGAAACCAUUAACCAUUGCUACAGUGUUCACCUUAACAACAAAAAAUACUUAAUAAUCAUUCCAAAUUAUUAAUCCGUCCAAUUGAAUGUAAAUUUUAUGAUCAUCUUUUAUAUUUCAAAUUUUGUAUUAAGAAAAUUACCUUGUUUGAAUUUUGUAUUUUUUUUUUUUACUUAUCAAGAGUAAAUUAAAAACCCAUUGCCUCAUUAUCAUAUUAUUCAAAAUACUUGAUGAAAAUGUAUCAAAUACUCUAGGCGAGGCUUAUUUUAUUCCUUGUUUCAUGAACCCACCGCCCUCCAAUAUUGUUAAUUUAGAAUAAAAAUAAAAUUUUAUUCUUGGCUAAUAAGUGCACCCGCCCCCGUGAAAAAAUGAAAAUUUCAGAAAAUUUCUUUAUUUUUAUUACGUCUGUGGCUGCCUUGAAAUCUCCAAAAAUAAAAUAUUUAUAUUUCUUCCUAUAUUUAUAAAUUUAACCAUUCCAUUACUACACUGUUUACAUUCCUCCGUCAGGAUGUUUUUGGCUACACAAGAAAACAAAAUUUGUUUUUGGCUAAACAAGAAAACAAAAUUUUAUUUUUGGUUUUUUUUUUUCACCCGGCUCUGACGAACUUUAAAAAUAUAAGUUCGCGAAACAAGGAAUAAAAAAAGUCUCACCCUAUCUAGUAAAGUUGUACAUUAAUACCACUAUUUAUUUUUUUUCUCUGAUACUCAACUGUAUGAGUUUGUAUACUUAGGCUCUGUCCAGACUUGUCAAAUUUUAUUGGACGCCUAAAUGUGGGACAUCAAAUCAUGACCAUAUAUUGGUACGUAAUUACUAUAUGUGGGCAUACAACAGUUUUUGUCAAAGAAAAUGUGAUAGUGUUGAGAGAGAUUAAGAAUGAACAUUUUAAAUGCGGAUUGGUUAAAUUGCUAAUCAUGUUGCAAUUGUAAGGAAAAUCAUGAGGAAGCUUUUGGAAAUCAUUAGCCUGGGUUCGAGGCCCUAUUUGUGGGUUACCAACUCUUUAUUGCGCUUAUUCCGCACCCUACUUAAUUUAUUUGGCAUCCCAUACUCGAUUUUUUACUUAUUCUGUCUCAAAAUUAACUUGCUCGUUGGUGGCGCUGUCCAGAAUAAGUAAAAAAAGUAACAAUAAGGGACUUGUGGCAAGUCUAGAAAAUCAUGUGCUAGAUAAGCUAAUUCUGCUGUGGAUAUUUUGACAUAGGCUAAACUCAUACAUACAGCAAUGCUGUAAAAUUGUCAAAUACAUUCAGUCAAUUAUUUACAGCAAGGUAAUUCAUAAUUCAAUUUUAUUUUAAUAUAUUUAUAUUUGUACACAGACUGUGUUCACAUCAUCAUUACACAAUAAGCUAAAUAGCAUUUAAUUUUAAAGCCCUGUCCAGACUAUCCAGUAUUAUUUGACAAAACAUGUGACAUGCCUAUAUAUGGUCAUCAUGACAUCACAUCAUGACCACAUAUAGGCACAUCAUGACUAUAUAUGGGCAUGUAACAGUAUUUUGUCAAAGAAAAUGUAAUAGUGUGGACAGAGCUUUAAAAAGAUAAGGCCAAAAAUAGAUUGAGAUGCCCAAGACCCACCCACCCAAAAUGGACCUUCCCAGCGUGUCAAUCAAACUUAACAACUGACCAAUCAGAACAAGACCUGGAAUACGUGUUGUCACUGUCAUUUUGUGGGACCUUAGCAUCAAUAUCUAUUGGGCGGGACUUAGCGGACAGGUCCAUUACAAACCAAGGGCCAGAUUUUUUUUUUAUUAUAGUUUUAGUAAUGUUUUGAAGGGGAACUUUUAAACAUAGGUUAGUUUGGUUUAGGCCUAGGCAUAAAUUACUUGAAAAUAUUAUUGUUAAAUGUCACUAUGUUUGGGCAGUGGAAAUAUUUUUGACCCAAUCAUAAAUCACCUUGAUUCUUAAAUUAUUUAUUUUUUUAGCAACAUGCAAUCAAUAUUUGAAUCAAUUAUUUUUGUAAACAGAUUCAGUGGCAUCACCAGUAUAGGGUGGGGGAUGUCAUCGAAGUAUCCUGGUCCCCACUUCAGGAAAGAAGCCAAUCAUUUCGUCUUUGUACAUUGGGUAGAAAAAAUCUUGGCCCCUGAACAGGGAUUCUUAUGCAUAUAACGGUACCUUUAAAUUUUUUGCCUAGCAACUUAGUCAUUAUUUCCAAAUCUGUAAACCAGUUGAAAAUUGUUUCGGUUUGGGUCUUAUUAAAAGUUGAUUGCAUAUUUGCUCUUAUAGUAUGCUACGUGAAUAGUUCCAAGUGGUUUAAAUAUGCUCUGUAUAUGCAAAUCCAUAUUAUUGAAUAAUUAUUUUAAUAAAUGCGUAAUAUGUUAAAAUUCAAGAUGAUUAUUUUUGUUCCAAAAUGCAAACUGAUUGUAUAAAAAAAAAAUUUUCAGCUUAAGUAUUUUGUGUAUAUUAAUUUUGUAUAUAGAGUGCAGUGGCUAUAUUUUAAAUAAACGAUUCAAAAAAUAAUUA